Messenger RNA from Podarcis lilfordi (Lilford's wall lizard), 19860 nucleotides. The record is from the annotation of a GenBank genome assembly. NCBI's taxonomy places the organism in Eukaryota, Metazoa, Chordata, Lepidosauria, Squamata, Lacertidae.
CUGAGGGAUGGCAAUCGCCCCUGAAGGCCGGAGGAGGGGGCCCAGCAUCAGCAUCCAGGCUCCCUCCUGCAUCCCUCCUGCAUCAGCACCACCAGGAGCAGCACCGCAGCCUCCCCCGCCUGCUGCAAAGGCAGGUAAGCGCCGAGCUCAGGAACCCCCAUCUCCUCCCGGGAAGCCCCGCGCUGCGCCCCGCUGCACCCGAUCUCCGCGUCCCUCUCCAGCGGGGCGCCACCUCUCCACCAGGGGACCGUCCGGAGCCUUUGCUCCAUCGUCUCCCAAGCUGCCCAAAAUCGUCCGGCAGCUUCUUCUUGCCGUCUCUGCAUCCCUCCCUCCCUCCCCGCCGGCCUUUCCCCAAUGCGCCUCUGACUCCCGCAUCCCAGGGCUCCCCGCUCCCCAUCGCACCCCCUGCGCUGCCACCCGCCGCUGCCUACACUCUCCAACCACCCGCACCUUUCUCCGUGCGCUCCGCGCGGAUCCGGCCACCACCACCCCGGCACCCACAGCCUCUCCUACCCGCCGCCCCCCACCCCACCCCGCGCCCUCGCCCAUCCCGAUUCUCCGGCACGCUCCCUGCAACUCAACUCCUCCGCCCAACCCAGCCUCCCCGCCGGUGCGCCCUGGCGCCUUCUCCGAGCCCCUUUCCCACGAGAUCGCGCCCUGCCUCUUCGUCUCUGCCCAGCCGCGCACAGUCCAUCUGCCUGCCGCCGCCUCCUCCUCCUCCCUCUCCGGCUCCUCUCUGAAAGCCCUGCAACCUCGCUCCGGGCUCCCCUUCUCCUGGAACCUUCCAAGCCAUCUCCACCCAGCCCCAGAGACCCACCUUCCCGUCCCCUCCGUCUCUCCACCCACCCGGGCCCUGGAGCUUCUCCAGAUAGGUAGGUCGACCUGCCGUGAUGGCCAGCGCUGGGGAUCUACAGGGUGCCCCACCGCCAAAGCUGGGGAGGCGCCUCUAGCCUCUAACCCCUUCCCCAGGCGUCUGUUUCAUGGAAGCAGCAGCUCACCAAAGGCCCUCUCUCUGUUUCUCCAGCGGCCUCUCUCCUCCAGAAUCGUCUUCCUUCUGCCCAUUCCCCAAGCACAGAGGUCUUCCCCCUCUUCCCACAUCCCCUGACCAACCUUGUUUGUAGCUCUGCUCCGCUGUCCCUGGUUACCCUUUGAGCCUUGGAUGCCCCCACUUAAAGGAAACCCAAGCAAUCUUACCCAGCUCCACCAGACCCCCUUUCCCCACCAAGUUCUCUUUUCCAUUUUGCACACCCGAUAAUUUACAGCGUGCGCUCUCCCCCCCCCCCGACUUUGUUCCCGUCUGGGCCCCCUAAAGACCCCCAAACACCCGUUCUCCCUGAGCGCUGUCAAAUUUCAACAUUGCUCACAGGCGCAGCCGACAUCGGCUCCAUCAUUCUGCCCAGCCGUUCCUCGCCCCUGCUUGGCUAAAGCAACCCACAUUCUAUCUCUAGGCAACCCCCUCUGCUCUUUCCUUUAGGGAACCUGCACCCUGUUCCACCAAGAAACCUAUGUCACUCCACCCAAUGCUACUCCAUCAGAUUUUUUAAAAACCCACAGCCCCCUCUAGUUUUUUCUUAAUUGGCCCAUACCCACAAUUCCAUCCCUUUUGCCCAUGCUACUCAAUGGCCCCCAGCACUCUUACCUCUAUGGUCUCCUAGAUUCCUGCUGUUUUGAACCUGUGCCUUGCCACCAAAUCUCUUUCCAAACAGCUUCUUCUUGUGCGUCUUGCACCCUGCCUGAUUUUUCUUCAUUACCCUUCACCACACAGUCCUAUGAGCAUAAGAGUCUGAGGCUCCGACCCAAACCCUUAAUAUAUUGUGUUAUCAAUAUAUUCCCAUGGGUUGUCUUUUCUGCACCUCGUAAUACAACGAAACGGUGGCCUAACAUUUUGCAGAGUGGGGUCUUAGCAGAAGCAGGAGAUCAGAAUGGCAGGUGCCAGUUUGACGGUGCGGGGACGGGAUUUCAAAGUAGAUGUUGCAGGGAGUGGAGGACCAAUGUGGAAACAUAGCUGAAGAGAAUCCAGUGCAAGUGUUUGGGAGAUGGAAAUACAUGAUGGCUAAGAAAAAGGAAGCAGGAUGUUGGUUCUGUUAAAAAUGGAGGUGCCUAUAGACAAAGAAAGUAUCAGGCUAUAAGGCAUCAUCACAUUAUAUAUCUCCCAAAGGUGGAGCGUUAUUAAUAUGUUGAUUAAAAAUUGGGAGUCCUUUAUUAUGUGUUUCCAGGCCUACCUUUCCUAUCUGCAAGCAGCUAUUGUAUUACAACUGAAGUAAGGCUAUCUAUUGGAUGGGUUAAUGAUAAGAUUAUAAUUUGUGUGAUUCCCACUUUCAUUCUCCCAAAUUCAGCGAUCACCCAUAGCUAUAUUUAAUACAGCUCAGGUGCAGGUGUGUAAAAGAAGGUGAAAAACAUAGACUGCCUGUGUGUGUGUGUGUGUGUGUGUGUGUGUGAUGCUGUGGUCAGACACAUGUUAGGCAAGCUCAUAACAAUCAACAUGCGCCAUCCCUGUUUCACAAGCGUGCUCCAAGCUGUGAUGUACAACCCAUUUGCACAAGCAACAGUAAGUGCUGCACUUUCUGCUUCCCGGGGGCAGGAGAUAAUGCACGUUCAUUGACCGAGAUCCAUUCUUAUGUGCAUAUUUGUCUGCAUAUGCAUUGCAGUACAAAGGUGUUAUAAUAUUGCACAAAGGUUUGCAUGCAGGGCAGCCGUGCAAACAGGAGGGUUAGUCACACGUGCAACAUGCGCAUGACCACUCGCAAAAAUGCCAGAGAUGACAUGCUGGUGUAGGCAGCUGUGACAACAAGUGUUGUAUGUGCAGAAGCAUGGGAAAUACCAAAGUGUCAUCUGUUAGGGCAAGUAUGUAGGCGCUACAAGCUUUUUGUGUGUGCGCGCACAGUUAUACUGGAAUGUGUAUGUUGCAGGUGGCUGUGGUGUGGAAAGAAGUAUAGCUGCACUAGGUGUGGGGUGCAUGUAAUCAAUGUGUCAAGAUGAACAUGGAUGAAUAUGGUGAGAUUCUAAACAGAUUGAAGUCUGACAGGUAAAAACAGUCUUUUCUAGCCCAGCUGUGUACAUAGAAGCAGGAGAUAAUGCACUUUCAUUGACUUAGAUACAUUCUUAUGUGCAUAUUUGUCUUCAUAUGCAUUGCAGUACAAAGGUGUUAUAAUAUUGCACAAGGUUUGCAUGCAGGGCAGCCGUGCAAACAGGAGGGUUAGUCACACGUGCAACAUGCGCAUGACCACUCGCAAAAAUGCCAGAGAUGACAUGCUGGUGUAGGCCAGCUGUGACAACAAGUGUUGUAUGUGCAGAAGCAUGGGGAAAUACCAAAGUGUCAUCUGUUAGGGCAAGUAUGUAGGCGCUACAAGCUUUUUGUGUGUGCGCGCACAGUUAUACUGGAAUGUGUAUGUUGCAGGUGGCUGUGGUGUGGAAAGAUGUAUAGCUGCACUAGGUGUGGGGUGCAUGUAAUCAAUGUGUCAAGAUGAACAUGGAUGAAUAUGGUGAGAUUCUAAACAGAUUGAAGUCUGACAGGUAAAAACCAGUCUUUUUUCUAAGCCCAGCUGUGCUACAUAGAAGUUACAGCACAUGUGUUGGAUUUUGUACAAUGGUUUUUGUACAGAUGUGGUUCCACUUGUGCCAACAUGUGCCCACGGUUAUAUUUGUUUCUUUGCACCUUCUGGAUGAGCAUGAAAUCUUAUGUGUCACAUAGCUGCAUAAGAAGAGGAUUGGAGCACCAGAGGUGGUGUUUGCGCUGCGCAUGUGCGGUGGUGCACUGUUUUGGUUUGCAUGCACAUGCUCACCUUUGCUAGUCAUAGACCUGCAAAUAAGUUUGUACACUGCCCAUGGGUUUGGCAAGGCCUGUUGUGAGUGCAUCCUGUGCUAUUGCAUGCAGAGAUGUCUGAGUGCAUGCACAGAAGUCAGAACCUGUUGUGCUUUGUGAGCACCACCACCCAUGUCCCAAUCUUAGCAGUGUGCAACUGCGUUCAGGGUCUGUGAAUGUACAAACGCCUAAACACUAGUGCAGUGUUGGUGAAAUUCUAUAUUCUGCUCCCCAGAGAUGCAAAUCCUUAAAGCAAACUAAACUCAUGUUAUGCUACUGUGAAGUUACAUUAGCAUAGUUUAGGCCAGGCUUCCUCAACCUUGGCCCUCCAGAUGUUUUGCGACUACAGUUCCCAUCAUCCCUGACCACUGGUCCUGCUAGCUAGGGAUCAUGGGAGUUGUAGGCCAAAAACAUCUGGAGGGCUGAGGUUGAGGAAGCCUGGUUUAGGCUAAUUUUACUUCUUCUUCUCUUAAUGUUGCUUCCAUGGGAGAAGAGUUUCUUCAGAUAACCUACCAUGUUUGACAGCAAAUGGGGGAGAUGACAAGCUGAAAGGGACGUGGUGGUUAUUGUGGAGGGGAAUGUGGCUUUUCCCUCCCUUGAAUUCAUAGUGUUCACUAGACACUAGUCGUGAAGGUUAGAAAUCUACUGGUUUUCAACAAAAAAAUAAAAGGAGCGGGAGAUGCUCAGAAUGUCUACUACUGUGCCAGAGUCUGGAUUCUGAGCUUGUUUUAUGUAUCUCCAAUGCAUGUGUUCUUAUAUUGCUCAUGCUGUCUAUGAGUGUGUAUGUGAGAGAGGGGUGGGGGAAUGUGAACGUUCAAUCCUUGGUGUCUCUUUCAUAGCAGCCUCAAUAUCCAUAGAUGUAUACAUAAAUGUCUCAAUCUCUCUCCACUUCUCAGGUGUAAAAGCUGUGUAAAUCCAUGGGCCAGAAUUACCGUCUGCGGUCUGUGGUUGCACAUAAAAGAGCAGAGCAAUCUAAUGCCAUCCACAAGCCUCUGACCAUUUUGUCUAUAUUUGUGCUGCAUCCUAGACUUUGUGUGUCUGUUCCCCUGACCAGCUGCUAAUAUGAGUUCUUAAUGUCUUCUGAAAGCAUGAGAGUGACUGUGCAUGUGUGGGCCUGUCUUGGCCUUGGAAACUAUAUUUUUUCAGAAUUUGUAAGAUUAUGGGGAUACUCAGAUUUCGCCACCCCCAUUUGAUGGGCUGUUUGCUUCCAUUUGUUUGGCUUGGUGGAGAAAGAGGGUAUAUUAGGCAACGAGAGUGACCUAUGGCACGUCUCUGUUGAGUAUUUUCUUGCAUGUUUUUAUAUGCAGAGUUUGAUUUUGGCCAGGAUUUCACGUUGCUCAACCCUAGAACUUAUCAGUGGCAAGGUUUGGCCCUUGAAUAGGUGAGAGCUCUUUUCUUUUUAUCCGUUCGAAAGCAUUUCUAUCUUACGAGCCCUGCUCGCAUCUUUUCUAGGCACUUCUAAGGGAAUCUGUUUAUCUUGUUGUUCCAGGGAAACUGAACCUCUCCAACUGGAGAUGGAAUAUGGGCAUAGAGGGAGGGAGAGAGAGAGAGAUGCUUUUAAGUGCUAAGUCCAUCAUAGACAAUGGGCUUCUGACUAGUUUGAGCUGUCGUUAUUGAAUACCUGAAGCCAAGCCUCAUCCUGCACCUUCUGCCUGGCUCGCAGGAAACUGCCCCUUUGGACAAUAUACAGAGCAUCUUUCCCUAAGCAGCGAGGCACUUCCAUGUACCUCUGGUGCAGUUAGGUAAUUUUAACCUCUGGACUUGGUGGGAAAUGGCUCUUUAGAUGUUAGCAUGAACUACUUCACUUACUUCAAAAUGUGGCAAACCAGCUCUGAGGUGUUUGGGGCCCCCCUGCUUGUUCUGCUGUGGGGGGCUAGGAACAUUUGCCGCAGAGUCCUGCCCUGUUGGUACCACUGCCUGUGGGACUUAAUGGGGAGGACCUCUCCAUCAAGUCUGGAACCACUUCUAGAUAGGUUUGAUUCCCUCAGCUCCCAUCUUCUUAAAAAAAUAAAAUAAAUCUGUUAUUGUGUUCUUGUUCCAGAGGAGGUGAGCAUAAAACCUCGUCCGCCACAGUAGAGUUGUAAUUCUUAGCUUGUUUGUAAUAUUGUCCAACAUUUCUCUGAUGAAAAUAGGGAUGUCCUAAACAAAAGCAGGACAUUCCAGGAUCAAAUCAGAAACCUGGAUGGUUUCUGUAAAUCCGGGACUGUCCCUGGAAAACAGGGAUACAUGGAGGGUCUGUGUAUGUGUGUGUUAAAUUUGAAUGCCUCUGUGCAGAAGGGGGGGAGUAUUGGGUCUAGACCGUGGCUUCAAAUUCCAGGGGUUAAACAUUAGCAAGAACUAUUGCUAAGGGGAGUUCAGCAAUGGAACAGAGUGUUUAUGGAGCUUGUAGAAUCUCCUUCCUUGGAGGUGCUCCAAAAAAAGAUGCCACAAUUGUUCUGCUUGGGAAACCUGUGGCCCUCCAAAUAUUGUUGGACUACAUCACCCAUCAUCCCUGAUUAUUAGCCAUCCUAGAGGGAAGAGUUAUGAGUGGCCACAGUGGGUGUUUGUGAGACUGAAUGAGUGAAAUGUCAAUAUAAAUCCCUGUUUUUCCUAGAGGACCUAUUUGAGAAGAGUAAGGAGUGAUGAGCCAGCCCCACACCUUGACGUAGCUGUCAAACUCUGGGGCCAUGGGUGCCCCCUACACCAUAGCUGUCAACGUUUCCCAUUUUUAAGGGAAAUUCCCUUAUUCCCAAUAGGAUUCCUCGCAAGAAAAGGGGAAAGUUGACAUCUAUGCCCUACACUCUUUCCUCUACCCUAGCAACAUGGGUGCCAACUUGAUAAAAUAUUGGGGGGGGGCCCUGCAUAAUCAAUCACAAGAUGUGAUGCACAGGCACCAUUUUAAUGGCAAUGCCCAUCGACAUUUUGGGGAGAGGGUCGAAAACCCCUCACCCCCUUGGAAUUGGCUCCUAUGCUUAGUAACAACAGGGGAGGGGAGUCAGCAAACAGCGUCCCUGAUAGUCUUCCAUCGCCAACCCUCUAGUAUACAAUAUGCAACGGACCUUUAAACAAGGGGCCCAACUAUAAGCCGGAUGCCUGAGACUUGGAGGAAGCCCAAGCUAGGCCUCAGCUGUGGAAACACAGGGGUUCGCUCUGCUCCCUCUGAGACAGCUGCUUAGUGUUUAUUUUUUAAAUUUCCGCUGUCCCGCAAACUCUCAAGGAUCAUAGAUGAGCCUUGGGGUCAGCAUCAAGCCCUUGGGAGACCAAGCUGUGUCCCCCAUAGUGGUUUGCCUGUCUGGCUGUGGCCCUGGUUGCCCACAGCUAACCACAGGGCCUUGCCUUAGGCUACUUAGUAAGGCCAUGGCUGAGUUAAAAUGUGAACCAAGGUUGUCUUGCAAGGGAACAGGGGAAAGGUAGGAGAGGUUGCAGAGAAAGAGUAUAUCUGCAUUGGCCCAGGAACAAUUAUUCUGAGAGGAAAAACAAGGUUUUGAGGAAGAGCUUGGAAUAUGGAGGCUGUUCCAGGCAGAGGGAGCAGCCUGGCAGAAGGCAAAGAGGCAGGCGUGAGGAGGCAACAGAGGGACGGCGGCUGUGACGGCAGGGAAAGCGUGUGACUUGAUUAAAACGGGGUAACAUUUUAGGACACAGACUUGAUUCCCAGCAAGCAGAGGUGGCUGCAGUUUAUUCAAAGCGCUGCUGCUACUGCUGCUGCUUCCCACGCCAAGUUAGGUUCUCUGUCUGGAGUGCAAAGCAGUGCAAGAAGGGAAAAGUAGAGGAGGCAACGCGUUUCAGUGAGAGCACAGAGUUUGCAACGGGGGUGAGGAAUCUGUGGUCCUUUGAGUGUUGCUGGAUGGCAGCUCCCAUCAUCCCUGACCAUUGGCAACAGGCAGGCUCUCCAUCGCUGCUUUGCGAAGAUGUUCUGCGGCAGUGUUUCGUUUUGCGGAGGAUAAGGUUAGCAGUGGCUACUCCUGGCCACAAUGGCUAGCUUCUGCUUCCAUUGUUGGAGACAGUAUGCCUCUGAAUCCCAGUGGCUGGAAACCGCUGUCACACCUGUUUGUGGGCAUCACAAGAAGAUAGACUAGAUGCCUGAUCCAGAAGGACUCUUCUUAUCCCUAGUUGCAUUGAGAGAAUGGGGCAAGGGCAUUGUUAGAAACUCAGAUAUAUAAGCUGGGUGCCAAAUAGCUCCUUAAACCGAGGUUGCAGUCGCCAAAACAGAAUGUCUAGUUGCCAUUUUGGGGCAAGAUGGCCAUAAAGUCUUUUUUUCAAACGAUGGACUAACUGUGAUUGAUUCUCCAUUAAACACCUGGCUUGUUCUGAUGACAAUCUUGAGCUAGGUAAGAACUUUGAGAAGCUAAAGAAGGAAAGUCACUUAAUCCAGAGACAGUCCACAUAUAUAUUGGCCCAUUCCAACCUCUUUUUCUUAAUGGUGACAUGGACCACUCAUAACAUAGGAAUAUUCUUCACAACUGUGAGCAGCAGUGCAGUAUUGGGGAGGGGCAGGUUUGGUAAGUGAAGACAAGUGACAACAAUUAACUAUAUAAUGUUGUUCCCCGCUCCUGCUCAGGCUGCACAGAAAAAUACAAUUUGGUUCCAGAAAUUGAUUCUGAUUGUGCAGAUAAAAUAUAGCAGAUAGAAUUCUAUGUAAUAGUGUGGGAAAACAGUCCAGAUCCAAUGAUCCCCAGAUGGUGGAGAUGUCAGUCGUAAAUGGUCAAAAGACUUCAGAUUAAAACUGCAGAGUGGAAGGACCAGGAGGACUCUCUGAGCAGCUACUCUCUGAAGACUGAAGAGACCCGCUUAAAAAAUGUCUAGGCGUGCCUUUUUUAUAACAAGAAUACAAAGCUGAAAAUGAAUGAACUGCAGCUAAAAUAUCAUGUUAAUUUUUCUUGUGCUCUAGUCCUUCUCCUGCCCACCCCCUUAAUAUUCUUAAGAGGGUCUCUUCUCCAGUCUUCAGAGAGUAGCGGGAAGUAGGGGAGGCAGAAAAAGGUCCUCCUUUCCUUCCACUCUGCAGUUUUAAUCUGAAAUCUUAGUGUUGUGCCCAGAGCUCAGAAACUGCUUGCGCUAAUGGAAUUCCCUGUCGCAAAAUGCGCCGAGAACAAUGGGAGUUUCGAACACUGGUCAUAGUGCGUCACAGGCUUGAAGGGGUGAAAUAAUCAAUGGCACUGUAUUAAAUUGCACACAAACUGGAAGUCAGUGGCAUCAAUGAGAUGUUACACUGCUCCUACAAGCGCUGCACCCAUGAGGGAGUGUCUAAAGAUGUUCUGUCUCCCUCCAUUGCUUUGUGAUCAACGGAAGUGCCUUUCCCCAGUUUUAGCUGCCCUUGCUGUUGCUUCUGGUUCAGUUCCAUCCCCACAACUCAUCAGGUCACAUCCACACAAUGCCUUUAAAGCACAUGACUUCCCCCAAAGAAUUCUGGGAAGUGUAGUUUAACCCCUCACAGAGCCACAGUUCCCCUAACAAAUUACCAUUCCCAGGAUUAUUUGCAGGAAGCUGCGUGCUUUAAAUGUGCUUAAUAUAUAUAUGCAAACCCUCCAACAUUUCUCCAAUGGAAAUAGGGGUGUCCAGUGCUUUUUUUUUUCUAGAAAAGAGGUGCCAGAACUUGCCACAAACACCUCUUUCAUUCUCUUAGAAUGGCAAUGACGCCCAGCUGAGAGGUUGCAGAAUUGAGUUCCGGCAAGUUCUGGCUGAAAAAAGGCUCCGAGGAUGUCCUAUUCCAUACCCUCCAACAUUUCUCCAAUGAAAAUAGGGACAUCCUAAGGGAAAGUGGGACAUUCCAGGAUGGCUUCUGUAAAUCCGGGACUGUCCCUGGGAAAUAGGGACACUUGGAGGGUCUGAAUACGGUGUGGAGGUGAACCUCAAUUCUCCACCUUGCAUAUAAGAAUGUAGGCCCCUUGCACAGCAGCCAUGUUACUUAAUAGUUCUGUACAGCACCUAGUGCAUCCUGGUGAAAUUAAUGCUGAGUCAAGAAGAGUGUGGAAACAGCCUCCCUGGCACCAAGUUAAGCAGACUUGCAUAAUUCAUAACUCAGCACAAUUUUUUGGAAAAAAAACUUUUACUUACUUUCAACACAACAUCACCAUCAACCUUCCUUCAUCUCAUUUGCCCUCCUAGACUGUAAGAAGGGCCCAUUUAUUCCAUGCAUAAUCCGUGUGAAGUGUUGUGAACGUUCAAAGGCAGCCAUGCGAAUGCUGAGCAUUGUGCCAAUUUUACAGAUUGGGAAAAGCGAGGCAGAGAAGUUGAUUGCCCAAGGUCGCCUGACAGCUUCUGUUGUGAACUGAGCUACAAUCUGAAUCUAGGCAACACAGAUCUGUGACCACUAGGCCUUAUUGUGUGGGGAAUGGGAACGAAGCAUCACAGGGCAUAGUCUGCAUGGACUGUUGUUUCCUUCAGCUAACGGUUGUGGGGGGAGGACAUGGGGCAGGGGUCAUUUUGGCACUGAAGUCAGACUGAAUUGGCCCUAGCUGAGACAGGAUUGAGGGUGUUGCUCUAGGGAACUGGUUGCCCCAUAUGGGAAAGAAAAUAAAUGUUAGGGUGGGGCAGGGUUGCUUUUCUGGCAACUCCAGUUCCCCAACCGGCUGAGCCUCAUGCCUGCCCCGUGAUUACACUUGAUCUCCCCAUCCGCCCACAGAGUUAAAUCUCAAGCUCUUCCUUCCCCCCGGCCAACCCAGAGCUGCUCCCCAGAACCAAUGCUUUUGCUUGGGAGGUGGCGACAAGAACGUCACACUUGCUAUAGUAACAUCUCCGGUCUCCCAUUAUCUCCAUUCAUAAUAAGUUAGCCGGUGUGUCAUCUCGUUGGCUGUUUCCCGGACUCCUGGCUCCCAACCUCUCCUUCCUGUCCCCUCCCCACAAGGGCAGUGCAGAUCUUCUGUGCUAGAGAUCAUAGUCGCCCUGAGUUUGUAUGUAUAUAUAUCUCCUCCCAUAUAGCUGGUGGGUCCAGAUUCACAGUUCCAGCCCUCAGCUUUUAGCUUAGCCUGCUCUUCCCAGAGCCAGACACCACACCACUUCUGGAAUCCAUGGAGCCUUGGGACAUGGGAAGCUGCUCUAUAUAUACUAGGUCAGACGAUUUCUCUAUCUAGUAUUGAGUAUUGUCUUCUCAGAAUGACAGGUGCUGUCCAGGUUCUCAGGUGUCGUCCAUCACCUACCUAAGGACUGAAUUUGGGUUCUUCGACAUGCACAGUGUGUCCUUUAGCUGUGAUGUCAGCUGUGCAACUUUUGGGAUGAAAUACUCUGAUUUCCCUGUCCCCCUGCCUUUGAGUCAGACACACAUUUCUUUACUUUUCACCUGUAGAACUCCAGAGUUCAGGGGUAUUAUUUGGAGGGUUUUGUUGUUGAUGAUGGUGAUGUUAAUUUGGCGGAUCUUAUGAUUUAUGUGGAAACUGGUUGUGUACUUUUUGAUGUUUUGCUUAUUGUUUAGGACUAAUGAUAGAUAUAUAAUCUUAAUUGCCAAAUGGAACCUUAAACCUAAGCUGCAGACACCACAAUGGAAUGUCUAUGUGGCGUUCCCCCACCUCAGUGGGAUUUAUCUAUUUAUUAUUAUUAUUAUUAUUAUUAUUAUUAUUAAUAUUAAUAUUGUUGUUGUUAUUAUUAUUAUUGUUAUUAUUUAUUUAUUCCAUUUCCGGACUGCUUUAUAGUUUAAUGAAACAAAUCUCAAAGUGGUUUACAGCACAUUAAAACAUCAAAUAAGACAGUCUGAAAUAAAACUAGUUCCAGCUCCCAGGAAAAUAUUUCAGAUGCUUCUCUAAGAGACAUGUUGCUCCACUUGGUCAAAAUGGGAACACAAAACAUUCCCAGCAACUGGCAGAUUCCAAACACUGUUUAUGACUACCUUUGUUAAGUUUGUAGUUCUGUAAUUUGUGUGUGUGUGUGUGUGUUGUAAGACUCCUUACGUGGUUUUGACUUUGGAAAGGCGGCAUACAAAUAAAAUGAUUUUUUUAAAAAGGACUUUCCUCCUCUCUUUCUCUUUCUCUCUCCAGGAUCUGGGGCUAAACGUCCCUGAGAGCCUCCAGUCUUUCCCUGAGGAGCCCCCCCGGGGGCAGCCCUCCCCACCCCCCUUGGCAUGAUGAUGUGCGAGGUGAUGCCGACCAUCAAUGAGGACAACCGCCGCGGCUCGGCCUACGGGGCCGACGACGCCAACUUUGAGCAGCUCAUGGUCAACAUGCUGAAUGAGCGUGAGCGGCUGCUGGAGACCCUGCGCGACACGCAAGAAAGCCUGGCCACCUCCCAGCUGCGACUGCGCGAACUGGGCCACGAGAAGGAGUCCCUGCAGCGCCAGCUCAACAUUGCCCUCCCGCAGGUCAGGAAUGGGGUUGGGGGGUGUUUGCGUGUGUGUGAAGGACGGCGGGGGAAGACUGCUGGGCUUGCUGGGAGAUCUGGGAAGAGGAGUCACUGGUUGGAAGUUCAAAGCGUUGUUGGCUGUGGCCACGCUCACACCACCCAUUUAAAGCGCUAUGAUACCACUUCGAACAGUCAUGGCUUCCCCCAAGGAAUUAAGGGAGCUGUAGUCCGCUAAGAGUGCUGAGCAGUGUUAGAAACUCAGAUAUAUAAUCUAAUCUCCAAAUGGCACCUUAAACCUAAACUGCAGUCGCUACAAUGGAAUGUCUAGGAACUUUUUUCCUCUUCCAUGGUAUGUAUGUACAUAUGUAUGUAUGCAUAUGUUAUUUCCAUACCGCUUUAUAUUUUUAAAGAACAAAUCUCAAAGCGGUUUACAACACAUUAGAACGACAAAAAAAAAAAAAAAACCAAAUCCAGGAGAAAACUACUGUACUUUUCCAUCAAUAAUAAUAAUAAUAAUAAAUUUUAUUUAUACCCCGCCAUCCCCGGCCAAAGCCGGGCUCAGGGCAGCUAACACCAGUAAAAUUACAGUGGUGCCUCGCAAGACGAAAUUAAUUUGUUCUGCGAGUUUUUUCGUCUUGCGAAUUUUUCGUCUUGCGAAGCACGGUUUCCCAUAGGGUAUUAACGGUUUUAAGAAAAAGGAAACAAACUUGCAAGACUUUUUCGUCUUGCGAAGCAAGCCCAUAGGGAAAUUCGUCUUGCGAAGCAACUCAAAAAAUGAAAAACUCUAUCGUCUUGCACGUUUUUCGUCUUGCGAGGCAUUCGUCUUGCGAGGUACCACUGUACAGUAAAAACAUAAUAGGGAAAAAAAACCUAUUUAAAAUACAGGUUAAAAUGCAAUUUAAAAUGCAGCCUUAUUUUAAAAGUAGUCCAUAGAUCAAAACCAUAAGGGGAGGAAAGACAUAAGGGUCAGACUGAGUCCAAACCAAAGGCCAGGCGGAACAGCUCUGUCUUGCAGGCCCUGCGGAAAGAUGUCAAGUCCCGCAGGGCCCUAGUCUCUUGUGACAGAGUGUUCCAUCAAGUCGGGGCCAGUACUGAAAAGGCCCUGGCCCUCGUUGAGACCAAUCUAACCACCUUGCAACUUGGGACCUCCAAAGUGUUGUCAUUUUGGACCUUAAGGUCUUCUGCGGGACAUACCAGGAGAGGCUGUCCCGUAGGUACGUGGGUCCUAACCUGACCCUGUACUCCACCGGGAGACACCCCCAAAUCCGCAUCCCGUCUGUCCCCUCGCCGGCAGAAGCUGCCAAUUGCCCAUAGCAACCAAUCAAACGUCCGCCCUAUGCACUACCCAUGCAUAAGGCGACCCCCACUUAAUUAAAGCGACAAUGAAAAUAUUUCAGAUCCUUCUCUGAGUGACAUUUUGCUUUCCCCAGUCGCAUGAUUGAAUGGGACCUGCGCCAAUCGUCAAACGGGCCCGGCUAAUUUCGAACGCUGGUGCUAAAGAGUUGUUAGGAGGCCCCAGUUCCCCUUCCAGAGCUAAAGUUCUCAGAGUUGCCUGUGAAAAGAAAUUGAUUAUUAAAUUACUCUGGGAAUUGUAGUUUGGGGAGGUGGGGAAUAUGGGUCUCCUAACAGCCCUCAGCACCCUUUACAAACUACAGCUCCCAUAAUUCCUUGGGGGAAGCCAUGACUGUUCAAAGUGGCAUUGUGGUGAUUUAAAGGGACGGUGCGAAUGUGGCUUGCAAAGGUCUGGCAUGCAGAUGGGUUGUGCUGAGGGCAUGGCUUCCAAAGGAGAACCCCUGGUGUUCUGGUGUAACUUUAGCAAGAGGAGGCCGUGUCCACUGAAUAAAGGUAAAGGGACCCCUGACCAUUAGGUCCAGUCAUGGCCGACUCUAGGGUUGCGGUGCUCAUCUCGCUUUACUGGCCCAGGGAGCCGGCGUACAGCUUCCGGGUCAUGUGGCCAGCAUGACUAAGCUGCUUCUGGCGAACCAGAGCAGCGCACGGAAACGCCGUUUACCUUCCCGCUGGAGUGGUACCUAUUUAUCUACUUGCACUUUGACGUGCUUUCGAACUGCUAGGUUGGCAGGAGCAGGGACCGAGCAACGGGAGCUCACCCCGUCACGGGGAUUCGAACCGCUGACCAUCUGAUCGGCAAGUCCUAGGCUCUGUGGUUUAACCCACAGCGCCACUAGUGUGCACCAAUGUUUCUUUUUCAAGUGGGGUGGUUAGAAGGGUUCUUAGGUCUUCUGUGGUGACCCCAGAAGCUCCUGUUUUUGUUCUUUUUGGUUCUGUAUAACUUGGUUUGCUUUAGAACUGGACAAACCACAAGUGUACAAAAUGGGAGGUGACACUAUAUCAGAAGCAGAGGACUGGCAGACCCUCCCAAGUCUCCCUAUUUUCCAAGGACAGUCCCAGAUUUACAGAAGCCGUCCUGGUUUCUGAUUUGAUCCCAGAAUGCCCCACUUUUCCUUAAAACGGGAAUCAGAGGGUGAAGUUCGUGGAUUUCAUUAUGUGUCCUCCGUUAGUUGAGCGCUGGUGCUGAUUUCCCGGUCCAUAGCAAUCGCAAGCAGAUGACCCCAUGUGGGCAAGCCAGAAAGCAGGCCAAGCCAGGAAAUCAGCAGCCACUUAUAGGUGUGACUGCAUAUAUGCAUGGUGCCAGGAAAAUAGAUAAAUAAAUAGAAUCACACCAGGAAAUGGCAGGAGAGAGCUGGAGAGUCCUCUUGACUUGUGAGGAGACGCUCCCUGGAGGCAAAAGAGGGUGUCAUUGAUGGUGGAGGAAUCCCUAAGAGACCUGUUUAGGCUUCUCAGCCUCCCCGCCUAACAGCUGAUGUGCGGGGUAGCACAGCAGCAAUAGCAGUUGCGUUCCUGCGUGGCCUCCACCCAGCCUCAGAGCUUCAACUCUAGAUAUUAUGGUCUGGAUUGGAGAGAGCGUGGGGAGAGAGCAGGAGGAAAUUGGCAUUUGGAGGCUUUUUAGAGGAUGUUCCCCACUUUAUGUGAUUUUGCUUAUAUGUGUGGGGUCCUGGAACGUUACCCUCACCUACAUGGGGAGACGCCUGUACAGUGGUACCUUGGGUUACAUAGGCUUCAGGUUACAUAUGCUUCAGGUUACAUACGCUUCAGGUUACAGACUCCGCUAACCCAGAAAUAGUACCUCGGGUUAAGAACUUUGCUUCAGGGUGAGAACAGAAAUCGUGCUCCGGCAGCGCGGUGGCAGCAGGAGGCCCCAUUAGCUAAAGUGGUGCUUCAAGUUAAGAACAGUUUCAUUAAGAACGGACCUCUGGAACAAAUUAAGUACUUAACCCGAGGUACCACUGUACUCUGCAUUCCAGAAAGGGAUGGUAUAGUUUAAGUGUGGGGAACCUUUGACCUUCCAGAUCUUGCUGAACUACAGUUUUCAUCAUCCCUGGCCAUUGGCCGUGCUUUUUGGGUCUGAUCUGGAGGGCUAUAGGUUCCCCACACCAGGCAUAGUUGUAGGGUUGGAAAGGGGAUGUCCUGGACGUGAGAGAGUUUGGGACAUUUUUCAUGGUUCGGACAGAUUGAGUCCUGCCUCAGGUAUAUAGAUUCAUUCUGAGGAGCAACGAAGGAUCCAGCCUUGUUCAUUCUGUGUCAUUACCGUGAUGCUAAAGUGCAGAUGGGGCUAUAUUCAUUUAUUAAAGGAACUUUUAUCCCACUCUUAAAAAAAAAAAAAAAAAAAAAAAAAGCCUCCGAGAGCGGCUUACAGAUCACCAGGAAGGAAAAUACAGUCUCUGCCCUCAGGCUUACAAUCUUAAAAGACACGACAUACACAAGAAACUGUAGGAGGGUUACAGCAGCUGCAGGUUUUUUCUUUUGCUAGAUUCCCUUCUACCACCACACCCCUUCAGUGUUCCUGCUCGCAGAUGUUAAACCACCAACUCAUUACUCAUAGGUAGCAAGUUUGACUUUUUAAUGCCAUUUCGAUGCUGGCACCUUCUGGAAACUCAGAUGCAAGCUACAGAUGUAGGAGAUGGGGUUGGGUAGAGUCCUGGAUAACUUUUUAGUUGCUGCAGUUCCAUCUUAGAAGUAGCUUCUUAUUAUUUCAGGGUGCCAGGGGAAACUGAUGGAAAGGAACACAGAAAAGUUAUGUUCACAGUGAAUCAUAGUGACCUUAUAUGGAUCAGAUGUGGGGAGUCUUUGGGCUGGGGUCUAGAUUUGUCCCACCAGGUAUUCACAUUUGGUCCAUGAGGCGUUUCCCCCCAAAUCAUGGCCAUCGACCUCACAGCUGAUUCCCUAUGUGAUGUUCCUGAAGUCUGUUUGACUUCUGAAAUGUUUGAAAACCAAGGCGCAGCUUCUGAUUGGUGCAGGCGCCCCGGAAACAAUAGCCUACAGCCUCAUCGGAUGUUCGGCUUCCGAAAAACGUUCGAAAACUGGAACACUCACUUCUGGGUUUUUGGCGUUUGGGAACCAAGGCGUUUGAGUACCAAGGUGUUUGAGAACCAAGGUACCACUGUAUAAUGAUACAUAUUAUUUGUCCAUGCAUUUUUGGAACCUUUUUUUUAAAAAGGUAGUUAGCUAGUAUUCUAAACUUUAAUCAGUAGAAUAGCCAACAAAAGCCAUGGUUGACUAAUCCAAAAGGACAAUUGGGGUAGGAUUGGGGUCAGGGUCUUAGCUAAGGAUCACAGCAUUGGGUUAGGGUCAUAACUAAGAAAUAAGGGUAUACUUAUUUGAGAACCGUUCUUGGUUCUGGUACAAGUGUAAUAGAGAACGAAGAGGAAGAUACUGUAUUGAAAGAGCAGUAGCUUUUGCUUAUGUAUCAAUUAGUAAUCUCACUCUUCCUUCAGUAUAUUAUAAAAACACUUGUAUUCAGGCUUUGUUAAUAUAACUAUUGACUCUCAUCUAAAUAUUUAAAGUGCAAUCUGAUGCAUUUCUGCUCAAAGUAAGUCCCAUUGAAUUCAAUGGAAUUUUCUCCCAAGUAAGUUGUAUAGGAUUGCAGCCACGUUAAUCGGUUAAGAAAAUGUUGCUCCUAUUCUUUCUUUAAUAAAGAUGAUGAUGAUGAUGAUGAUGAUGAUUAGUAAGUGAGGGGUUUUUUUAUGCAGGUCAGAAGAAUGAGGGGUGGUAUGAUGGGAGGUUAUAAAAUCACCAGUAUAUUACGAAAGUGAAUACAUUUGCAAUUUUCUUCUUCACUUCGAAACUAAAUCGGGAAGCAGAGAUGACCAGCAAUAAAAUAGCAACAGAAACAUAAUAAGUUAGGAUGGGCUAAUCAUCUGCCUGAACUUUUCGAAUGUCCCCAAAACCUUAAUUUAAGGAUUACAUAGGGAAUGGAAGACCUGAUUAACUCCAAGGGCCCUGAAAAUCCACAUAGCUGUGAUGGAAUCCAAUGACUCUAUUAGAAUUCAGAAAAUGUCAAGUUGCCUCUUCCCCACCCACCCACCUCCCCUGUCUGGCUUCAAAGUAAGUCCUAAAUCUCAGAGAAGAGGCUGAAAAUGUAUUUAUUGGCAGUUCUAGCCAAAAAGGGUUAGGAGAAGCACGAGGGGGGAAAUCUGGAUAGCUGGGGUGAUACGACUUAAACACAAGUCUUUGGGCUUUUAAAACCAGUUCAAUAUUUAUCAAGGUAUAUAAUUUAAAACAUACAAAGGAAAGUAUAAAGCACUUAACUUUAUUUUCUGGAUGGGCGUGUUCAGAUAGCUGUUUCCGCAUAUGUAGAUAAUAUGAGGCAUUUCAUAUUAAUUAUCUUCAUAUGUUGCCCUCAUUCCAUGUGCAGAAUUUGGGGUUGUUUUUUUCCGCAGCACAGAUAAAAUAGUUGAAUAAAAAGGUAAAGGGACCCCUGACCAUUAGGUCCAGUCGUGGCCGACUCUGGGGUUGUGGCACUCAUCUUGCUUUAUUGGCCGAGGAAGCCGGCGUACAGCUUCCCGGUCAUGGUGCCAGCAUGACUAAGCCGCUUCUGGCGAACCAGAGCAGCACACGGAAAUGCCGUUUACCUUCCCGCCGGAAGCUGCUCAAAUAGUUGAAUACUGUACUAUAAAAUUACCUCUGGACUAUUGUGUUUUCGAGGAACAGUUAUAGCAAUCCUGCAGUCUCUGAAACAUUAGGCCAGGGGUGGGGGACCUGCAGCUCUGUAGGUGUUGUUGAACUACAACUCCCAUGAUACUUGAAUAUUGACCAUGCUGGUUUGCGUUGAUGGGUAUUGGAGUCCAACGACACCUGAAGGCCACAGGUUCUCCAUACCUCCUUUUAAGUGCUUCAUAAAGGAUGCUAAGGGGGACGCGGGUGGCACUGUGAGUUAAACCACAGAGCCUAGGACUUGCCGAUCAGAAGGUCGGUGGUUCGAAACCCCGCAACGGGGUGAGCUCCCGUUGCUCGGUCCCUGCUCCUGCCAACCUAGCAGUUCGAAAGCACGCCAAAGUGCAAGUAGAUAAAUAGAGGGUAAACGGUGCUUCCGUGCGCUGUUCUGGUUUGCCAGAAGUGGCUUCGUCAUGCUGGCCACAUGACCCGAAGCUGUACGCUGGCUCCCUCGGCCAAUAAAGCGAGAUGAGCGCCACAACCCCGGAGUCGGCCACGACUGGACCUAAUGGUCAGGGAUCCCUUUACCUUUACCUUUAAAGGAUGCUAACCUUGCAGAUAUACAAAGUGGCCAGAGAACAGCAGAAGAAAACGUUAUCUAUAAUGGAUCUAUAUGAACUGAAUCGAAAUCAGUAUAGUGUGGUUAUUUUUUUACAAAGGACUCUCGUUGGACUCAGAAAAACAGGAGCAUUGUUUCUCAGAUGAAGUAAGACUAUCAGGGAGACAGCUGAAGUGUGAUAAUGGAUGACUUCCAGCUACCCUCAGAUUGACUGGAUGAAUGUAAAUUCACAUAGUGACAAAAGACUAUUUCUAGAUACAACGAGUGAUUGUAUUUUGGAACAGUUAGUCAUGAAGCAGACAAGAGAAGGGUCAACGGUUGAGUCUUCUUGGUGGUGUCAGGUCUAGCACCAGUUGCAAGUGUUGUUGAAUUGCUUGGAGAUGAUGACCACUGUUGUGACGUGGGGUUUGUGAUUUCAGCUCUCCUGAUAUAACAUGCUGGAGACAGUCUCUAGUAACACUUCUUUAUUAAAGCAACAAGACUCAAGACUGGGGAGAGGAAAGCUACAUUUAUAGGGACAGAGAACUAGCAAGAAAGGAUACAUUUUGGAGGGAACAAUAUCACGCAAUCACAGUCCUGCCUUUUGGAGGGAACCAAUAAGACAGAGGAUCCAAAUACAGCAGCUUAAAUGAACCAAUAGUAGCUGUACCCUCUGGAACCAAAAGGCAGUUACUUUACCCUAAUGCAAAUACAGACAAUAAUAAUACAGAUAUAAAAUCCUUUGACUCAAUACACAACACCCCUUCCCCCCUAGUGAGCACAGCAGACGUAAUCUCUCAGGUACUGUGGGGGCCUACAACUUCUACUUGAUCUCCUGACAACAGGUGUUGCAGGUUCUGGAUUGGGUGUUACCUGUGGUAGAGGGGCUGCUCUAGGGGUUUCGUCAGGAACAGAUGGAGUCCCCGACAUCUCAGGGUCCCCUAUCUGUACCUCGUCAUCGUGAGGACUAGCAGACCCUGGUUCAUUUGUUAAAGCCCCUGGUGAUUGCACCUCUGGGCCAUUUUCACUCUGGUCUUGCAGCUCUGCGUCGUUAGCCAGGGAUGAAUUAUCUGGCUCCUCCCUGCUGAGCGCCCGGCGCCUCAGCUGAUCUAUAUGUCUCUUCCACACUUGCCCAUUUUCCAAGGUCACAUAAUAGGACACAGGUCCACUAGCCCGGGUGACCACACCAGCCACCCACCGCGAACCUCGUGAAUAGUUCCUCACCCAGACCAGAUCUUCAGGGGCGAGAUACCUUGUUGUGUCA